GGUUCGAUGAGGUUGAGUUCUGGAGUCUUUCCUAAAAUCAAGAAAGUGCUGAAAAAAGUCGUCAGACAAGUGCAAAUGCAAUAAAAUUAGCAUUUUUCACAAGCAAAUCGGUUGUGUGAACUGCUACCGCUCGCCUAGUGAUUGGUAGAUUGUGUCUAAAGUGGAUUUUUCACUUCGAAUAAGUUGGCUGCUGAGGUGGACUAGCUCGGAUUGAGGAGUCGCUCGCUCCUCGGGUGUGUGCGAAAAGAGGCGUCAGCGUUUGCAUUUUCCGGUUCCUUCCAGACGCCUGUUAUCAAGAAUCUGGCAGCACCGCCGUGCCGUGAAUUCAUUUGGAUUCGUCCUAAACCGGUUCACUUUCAAAGAGUAUUCAAGAGCGAGAGAGUGAGAACCUGGAACUGAGUGUACUUAGACAAAUUGCAGUACCAGCACAGACGGACUCCGUGCGAAGCUCGCCCCGCUGCCCUGACAGAAGCAAAUCGAGUGUUGUUGCUGGCAGUGCCCAAGUGUCAAAAGAAGGCAAGCUCGUGCGAGGUUUGGGUUGGUUGGCUGCAUCAUCAUCAUCACCAGCCAUCAGAAAAAGUGCCAGUGUGUGGUUAUCCAUUCGAUAACGUCGUGUGUCUUGUGAGGUGCAAAUUGGAAGAGUAGUUGGAAGUGGGAAAAAGUCUUUGAAGUGAAGUGAAUGUUCAAGGUUUUCUUUUGUAGCUGACAAAUUGGUGCUUUAUUCCCCGUGGGCAAGGUGUACAAAAAAAGGAAUAACUUGUGAAGCACAGCACACAAGUUCGUAAGUGCAGGAAACAGCAAAAACAACAACAGUUCAAAGCAGCAAGCAGUAAAAACACCCGGAAGAAAAUGGCAGAUGUGGAUGAAGUGAUAAGUGACCAGGAGAAGAUUCGGAUCGUCAAUGAUUUCAUUCUGCACGCCCCACCGGGCGAAUUUAACGAGGUGUUCAACGACGUCCGCGAGCUGCUGAACGAUGACCGGCUGCUCAAGGAGGGGGCCAGUGCAGCCUGUGCCCAGUACAACAAGGACCAGCUAACGCCGGUCAUCCUCGAGGGCUCCGGGCUGGCCGUGCUCGUCACAGAGUUCAACGAUCUGGGAGGUGGCCGAUUCUUUGACCCGCGGACCAAACAGAGCUUCAAAUUCGACCACCUGCGCAAAGAGGCCCUGGACCUGCAGAACCAUGAGUGCGAUCACCUGUCGGAACCGUGGCGCGCCAUGCUGGACAUUGAAACGCUCACCUACUGUGCGAAUCACUACCGCAACGGAUCCUGCUCGGUGUACGGGCGCACCAUCAACGGACACAUCUCGCUGAGCGUAUGCAUCGAGGACCACCAGUUCCAGCCGAAGAACUUCUGGAACGGCCGGUGGCGCUCGGUGUGGAACAUCAGCUUCCCGGCGUCCGGUGCCGGCACGGCCGAACUCAAGGGCAUGCUGAAGCUGCAGGUGCACUACUACGAAGACGGUAACGUGCAGCUGGUGUCGUCGAAGGAGUUCCGCGAAUCGGUGGUCAUCUCGAAUGAAGCCGCCACUGCCAAGGAGAUCAUACGGGUGGUCGAGGAGAGCGAACACGACUACCAGACGGCAAUAUCGGAGAACUACCAGACGAUGUCCGAUACGACAUUCAAGGCGCUCCGGAGGCAGCUCCCCGUGACCCGGACGAAAAUCGACUGGAGUAAGAUAGUGUCGUAUAGUAUCGGUAAGGAACUGAAAACGCAAUAGGCUGGUUAAGGACUUUAUUAUUACAUUAUUAUAAUUAUUAUUUUCUAUGCGAGAGCGACCAGAGCGCGGAGGGGCGGGUCGUGAUGUUUGCGGGGGGAGUCGAUAAACAAAGUCUAGGUAAAAAAAACAUACACAAACGAACGGUCGUCGUCCCACACGCGCAUAACAGGACUACAUACACAAGGAUAGGGGGGACGUUACUCUAGCUAGGAAGUGAGGUUAUGUGCAAACGAAACGAAACGACGCGGAAGGCUAAAAACAAUUAUUAAUAAAUUUAACAAAUUACACUUCCUACCUUUGCGGAAGAAACGCACGCAAUCAAGCCACAAUAUUCGACGCAGUACUAGAAG
Aedes albopictus (Asian tiger mosquito) is the source of this 2069-nucleotide messenger RNA. It is a transcript of the gene cpa, whose product is annotated as F-actin-capping protein subunit alpha. The coding region runs from base 850 to 1719 and encodes 289 amino acids. Gene Ontology annotation, biological process: actin cytoskeleton organization; barbed-end actin filament capping. The transcript is spliced from 3 exons. Gene Ontology annotation, molecular function: actin filament binding. NCBI's taxonomy places the organism in Eukaryota, Metazoa, Arthropoda, Insecta, Diptera, Culicidae. Gene Ontology annotation, cellular component: actin cortical patch; F-actin capping protein complex. The record is from RefSeq and is a predicted model, not a curated record.